UCUGCAGCUGAAUAAACAUGGACACUUCCUCCAACAGGCCACGAGCAGAAAGCGGCCGUUGAGUGAAAUGUGAGGAAUUUGGAGUGUAAAUGCUGCCUUUGAGAGCAGGAAUGUGUGUAGGGCAGAUUCCUGUCUUACCCACAGGUCUCACCUCAGUCUCAGUCUCACCUCAGUCUCAGUCUCACCGCACUCUCAGUCUGCCUUUACACAGAGAAACACUGACAGGAUUUAAAAAGAAAUUUGUUAUUUUUGUGGACAUUUUGCGUUAUUUUGUGAACGCAGUGUAUCAUGAAGCUGCUGGUGGUGUUUCCUGUCCUGCUGUUCAGCUUGUUACUCCUUCAGCUCGUAAUGAGCCAAAAGGAGCCGAAGCCAGCAGGAGAUAAGAAGCUGAAAGAGAAGGUGAAGGUGAAGACAGAAGCUGAGAAAAAGAACAAAAACACAUCAGUCAAAACAAAAGCCACGCCCUCAGCCAAGCCCCCGAGUCCCACAGCACCUCCGCCGUACCUGACUCGAGUAGUGGGGAAGGGGAAGUUUGAGAAGGUGGGGAAAAUGCUGUCGGUCCCUGCAGGGGACACAUUGGAGCUGAGGUGUAAAGGUAGUCGUGUGCAGUGGGACGUCCCGUCUUACCUGCAGGAGGACGAUGAGGGACGACUCAGGACGUUGCAGCACGAGCGAUACGGCGCUCUGAUUUUAGUCAAUUCAUCAGGAGCUGAUACAGGAGCGUACAUCUGCUACCCGCUGUACUGUGUGGACUCGGACUGCAGGAAAGAGUAUGAUAAAGCCCUCAAUGUCUUCAUCUUCUUCCCUGACCCUCAGGAGCUUUUCGUGCCAUCGUCGGAUUAUUAUGAGGUUAUCCAGCUCAGAAGUAACCGGCCCACGGUGCUGCCAUGUCAGGUCACUACCCCACAGGCCAAAGUCACCCUGCACCGUGAGUUCCCACCCGUAGAGGUAAAGGUGGACGGAUCCGAGAUCUCGUAUGAUGUGACACGUGGCUUCACCAUCUACAGGCCCAAAGCACAUCACGCUGGCUCUCUGUACUGUGUGGCCAGCGUGGGCAACCUCCGGCAGAGCUCCAUCAAGUACAUGCUCAUCUACGUUCACUACCCAGCUGCUCCUCCUGUCCCUGUGCUCCAGACUUCAUCCUCCUCUGUGUUUGUGGGUGUGAACCUGCAGCUCUCCUGCAUAGUGGUGGGAGAACAGGACGUGGCAGUGGAUUUCACAUGGGAGUAUCCUGGGCAAAAGAUCGGCCGGCCGCUCUACACGCAGGAGACCACGCAGGCGGUGCAGGUGGACGGACUCAGCCGGCAGCGCUCGCAGUCAGUACUGCAGGUGGAUGAAGUGAGGGAGGUGGACAAGGGAACCUACACCUGUACUGCUCAGAACCUGCAGGGCUCACGCUCCGUCUCUACCAACGUCAACGUGCAGAAGAAAGACAACUCCAAAAAACCACACACAACCUGAGAACCUGAGUUUCUGCAUCUCAAACAGACUUUUCUUUUCAAGCAAAAGUACAUAUAUACAUCUAAAGCCUAUAACUCUGCUUUUUUGAAAAAAUAUUUAUAGAUUUUUGGGCAUUUUGAUUUUCACCCCAAAUUGGUGACCUGCCAGUUCUCACCCAUGAUCCAUCUAUCUCACACAUGAAAUAGUUCACCUGGGUCCUAGUAAACUCUGAGUACAUAGAAUCCUGGGUUGUAAAGUUUGAGGUUUCACACUCACUCAUACCUGGUGUUAACACUGAAUCCUCGCUCAUCAUAAUAUAACCUUGUUUCACACUGUACAUCCCUAAACCCUGGUGUGACCUUAUUCUUAUUUGCAUAUUUGUGUAGCCACAAUCCUGAAUGGAUAAAUCCAGCAUGCCGUGGCUUCUAAUAACGGCUUGUCUUAUGCUUUCACAACAAUUUUUCUUAAUGGUGAUCAGUGUUCUGCUGCUUGACUCUACCUAUUAAGUAUUGCUAUGUCCUGGUUUUCAUGUGAGGUUUUCACAAGCUUUUUGUUCUUAAUCUGAUUCUGUUGUUAAUCGACUAGCAGUAACAUUCUAACAGUGCAUCAUUUCACACUGUACACAUUUAGCAUCAUGAUGCAGAGUUAACACUAGUAAUGUCAUGGACUGCCGGAUUUGUUUAUUGUUCAUGUUUCCAUGUGCUUCUGUUUAUGCUUUGUGUAUGUAUAUGUGUUUGCCCCACCUGAUCUUUUCCCUUUCCUGCCUAUGCACACCUUCCUUAUAUCUCCCUAUUUACACCUAUAUAUACCUGCCUCUUUACCUCCGUACCUGUGGAGUCCUUGUCUUUUGUCUCCUGGAGAGAGAGAGAGAGAGAGAGAGAGAGAGAGAGAGAGAGAGAGAGAGAGAGAGAGAGCCCUUCCCACACUAAGACCACAGGCAGUUUUGGUCCAUUGGGAUUUGAAUAUUGUGCAUUUCAGACAGAAAAUAUUUUUAUUUAUCCAAUUUAGAUCCAAUUUAGUGAACUCCAUUAUUAUAUUUUACUUGUACUUUGUGCUUUAGCACUGAUGAUUCAUUUUCCAUUUUUCCCUUUUAUUUUUCCAUUGUUUUGCUUCUAUAUUAUUUUUUAAAUAGUGCAAAAACCUGUACUGUCUAAUAUUUGGUAUGUGGUAGCUCAGUGCUUAAGGUGUUGGACUACUGAUCGGAAGGUCAUGUGUUCAAACCCCAGGUCCACCAGGCUGCCACUUCUGGGCCCCUGAGCAAGGCCCUUAUUGCUCAGUUGUAUAAAUUGAACUAAAAAUGAAAGUCACUCUGGAUAAGGGUGUCUGCUAAAUGCUGUAAAUGUCUAUUUCAUGGCUGAGUGAUAAUUAGUUGCAUUACUCGUGCUACAGGUACUUUAUAUAGAAGAAUGAAACAUCAUCUCUUCCCUGAUAGUUUCAGGAUAAAAUGUUUUGUCUUUUUGUUUGUUUGUUCUCUGCUGUCAUCAGUCGAACUCAGAAUAACGGAGAAGUUUAUAUGAAGGUAAAGUAUGUUAGUUUUAAUAUCCAGGCGCUGAUCAUGAAAAGUGUAAUAAAGCUUAUGAACCAGCA
Molecule: messenger RNA, 3027 nt
Organism: Tachysurus fulvidraco (yellow catfish)
Lineage: Eukaryota; Metazoa; Chordata; Actinopteri; Siluriformes; Bagridae
Product: platelet-derived growth factor receptor-like protein
Exons: 6
Coding region: 289-1461 (390 amino acids)
Source: RefSeq, a predicted model, not a curated record